AUGUCCAAGACCACUACAGCGGCUCAGGGCCAGUCCCUCACCCCCAACUUCACCGCCGUCGACUACUCCAAGAUCGACCCCUCACUCAAGGGCCAAGGUCUGCUCAGCGCCGGCCGUUCUAUCGUCGCAAAGGAAGGCGCCGGAGCUCUACUGACGGGCUUCGGCCCCACUGCUGUUGGUUAUCUACUCCAGGGCGGUGCCAAGUUUGCUGGUUACGAGGCGGCUAAGAAGUACCUUGUCGAUGCGUGCGGUUCGUACGACGAAGCUGUCAAGCAUCGUACGGCCAUCUACCUCGGAGGUGCCGCAAUCGCCGAAUUCUUCGCCGACAUUCUUCUCACGCCCGCCGAGGCUACGCGUAUUCGUCUCGUGUCUGACCCCAAGAUCCUCCGCACUGAGGGUCUCAGCGGCCUCUACGCCGGCUUCAUCCCCAUUCUCUGCAAGCAGAUCCCUUACGCUAUCGGACAGUUCACUGUCAAUGAGCGCGCCACCGAGGCGAUUUACAACUCCAUGAGCAAGGAGACCCGUGAGAACCUCUCGGAGCCGGCGCAGUUCGCCAUCACCCUCACUUCCGGUAUCAUCGCCGGUUUCGCGGCUGCCAUUCUCUCCCAGAUCAACAAGGGACACGGUCCGGAAGGAUCGAUGGUUCACCGCCUCGUCGUUCUCGCCAAACAAGCCGGCCCCAAGGGCCUCUUCGCCGGCCUCGGUCCUCGUAUGAUUAUGACUGCUGGACUCGUGAGCACGCAGUUUAUCAUGUAUGGUUGGAUUAAGAGGGCUCUCGGCGCUCCUCCUGGCAUCGAGAUCCACAAGGAGACGGCGAAGUAG
This is a messenger RNA of Trichosporon asahii var. asahii CBS 2479, 822 nucleotides long. Its product is annotated as phosphate transport protein MIR1. Gene Ontology annotation, cellular component: mitochondrial inner membrane. Gene Ontology annotation, biological process: mitochondrial phosphate ion transmembrane transport. The record is from RefSeq and is a predicted model, not a curated record. The transcript is spliced from 7 exons. Gene Ontology annotation, molecular function: phosphate transmembrane transporter activity. The coding region runs from base 1 to 822 and encodes 273 amino acids. NCBI's taxonomy places the organism in Eukaryota, Fungi, Basidiomycota, Tremellomycetes, Trichosporonales, Trichosporonaceae.